Notodromas monacha is the source of this 2465-nucleotide messenger RNA. The record is from the annotation of a GenBank genome assembly. Lineage: Eukaryota; Metazoa; Arthropoda; Ostracoda; Podocopida; Cyprididae.
AAUAAUCUCUCCUUUUUUCGUAAAGGAUGUUGGCUGUGAGUUGGGUGUUCGCAACGGGUUGGACCCCGUUUCUCAUAGCCCUCAUUUUAGUCGUUGUGUCUUUUGUUCGAAGCCGUAAAGAGGUGAAAAUCGAAGCCCCCGAAUUGGUGCAAGUACCGAAAGAAGAACCACUGCAAGUACCAAAAAAAGAACAGCUGCUGGAAGCAGAAAAGGAUGAAGUCAAAGCAAGUAAAACGAAGAAAUGUUGUUCAGGAGGUGGUUGCUGCUCUAACAAGGAGAAAACUCAUGAUGUGAUGGGUGAAGUCUCUGAAGUCCAAGUGUUCUAUGGAACUGAAAGUGGAACUGCUGAGAAAUUUGCGGAGCAAUUGGUGGAAAGAGUCGGUGCCCUUGGAGUGGAAGUCAGCUUGAUCAACAUGAAGGAUCACGACCCGGAAACCCUAUCAUUACUUCAAGACAAAACUCGCGUUUGCCUGUUCGUCAUCCCGACGUACGAAGAAAAUGAACCUCCGGAAACCGCGGCCUGGUUUUGCAAAUGGAUCCGCGAUGCUGCUCAAGAUUUCCGCGUGUCGAAAUCUUUGCUUGCCAAUUUCCAGUUCGCCGUUUUUGGACUCGGUGAUUCCGCAUACGGAGAAGACCGAUUUUGCGUUGUAGCCAAAUGGCUUUCUUCGAGUUUUGAAGAACUCGGCGCGUCUCGUCUAGUUUCUACUAUGUUUCACGAUCUGAGCAAAGCUAAUGCCGAACAAGACUUUGACAAAUGGACCGGAAACGUGAUCAAGAAACUGUUCCCGGACAGAGAAUCGAAGGACAAAAAGUGUGGGUGUAAUGAGGAAGAGAAGGUUGUUGAGGUCGUGGAUUCUUCUGCUGAUGAACAAGAGGAUGAAGGAUCUGCUCUUCAAGACCUCGAAGACUUGGGGAAUAUUAUGGAGUUGUUGAAGAAGUCGAAGGAACAGAAAAUGGAUCAAGAGUCGAAAGAAAUGAUCACGCCGGCGUUGAGACAGGCACUGACUAAACAGGGAUACAAAUUGAUUGGAACGCACUCUGGUGUCAAAUUAUGCAGAUGGACUAAGUCGAUGUUGCGAGGUCGUGGAGGCUGUUACAAGCACACUUUCUACGGGAUAGAAAGUCACCGAUGCAUGGAAACGACUCCGAGUUUGGCGUGUGCCAACAAGUGCGUUUUUUGCUGGAGACACCAGACGAACCCCGUGGGCACCGAGUGGAAAUGGGCCAUGGACCCGCCGGACAUGAUCUUGUCGGAAGCCCUGGAGAAACACGCCAAGAUGAUCAACGAGUUCAAGGGAGUGCCUGGAGUGAUUGUGGACCGGUUCCAGGAAGGCAUGAGUCCCAAGCAUUGCGCCUUGUCACUGGUUGGAGAGCCCAUCAUGUAUCCGGAAAUUGACAAGUAUUUGCGCUUGCUCCACAGCAAGGGCAUCUCGUCGUUUCUGGUCACCAAUGCCCAGUUUCCGGAUGCCAUUAGAUCAGUGAGCCCAGUUACGCAACUUUACGUCAGCGUGGACGCCAGUACAAAGCAGGAGCUGAAGCGUAUCGAUCGCCCACUUUUCCGAGAUUUCUGGGAUCGCUUCCUCAACAGCUUGAAAGCAUUGAAGGACAAGAAACAACGCACAGUUUACAGAUUAACGCUCGUCAAGUCGUGGAAUGCGGAAGAGAUCGAUGGUUACGUGAAUCUCGUGGCACUCGGAAAUCCGGAUUUCAUUGAAAUCAAAGGCGUUACUUAUUGCGGAACGUCUAAAAAUUCUGCUCUGACGAUGGAGAAUGUGCCGUGGCAUGAAGAAGUGGUCACCUUUGUAAAAGGUCUGGUGGAGAAGUUGCCGGAGUAUGAAAUUGCCUGCGAACACGAGCAUUCCAAUUGUGUUCUUGUUGCGCACAAGAAGUUUUUCAGAGAUGGGAAGUGGAUGACAUGGAUUGACUAUGAGAAGUUCCACGAGUUGAUGAGGAGCUUCUAUGAAUCGGACGGGAAACUUGCAUUUUCUUCUGAGGAUUACAUGGCUCCUACGCCGGAUUGGGCCGUUUUUGGAGCCACUGAGCAAGGAUUUGAUCCAGCUGAAACGCGGACCAACAGGAAAAAGAGGGAAACUGCAGGUGUUGGGCUCUAUGGUGGCCAUACUUUUGAAAUGAUGAGGAAUGUGACUGCUUUGGUCGGGAAGAACAGCAACCUUAGGGUCUAUUUGGUGGCUUUGACUGAUCCUUGGAGUGCUGAGAAAGCUUUGGAAUAUGAACAUCCACAUCAACACAGUGUAGUUCUUGAAGGCAAAAUAUCAUUGCUACUCAUGCCACAGUCCCUCCUCAGUUUGGAGUUCCACUCAACCAAGAAUGGCAAUAGCACGAAGUACUCUUUGAAGUUGAUUGGGUUUGUCCAGUUGUUGCAGGCUGUUCCGCGGAAAUCUAUUUUGCAGAAUCUUUCGACGAUGGGGAAAACUGGGCAAAACGUUGGACGAUUGGUGAGUUGA